Messenger RNA from Olea europaea var. sylvestris, 891 nucleotides. RefSeq lists its product as uncharacterized. The transcript is spliced from 2 exons. Bases 1 to 891 code for a protein of 296 amino acids. NCBI's taxonomy places the organism in Eukaryota, Viridiplantae, Streptophyta, Magnoliopsida, Lamiales, Oleaceae. The record is from RefSeq and is a predicted model, not a curated record.
AUGAGUGAGCAAAUGGUUAAAGAGACAGCCCAAGACCGGCCAGCCAGGCACAAACGAGAGGAGUCCAGGGCAUUCACCCCUUUGAAAACCUCACACGCCAAACUAUUGAUGGAGAUACGAGACAUGAAAGAGCUAGAAUGGCCGAGACCCAUGGUAACGCCAGUCGACAAAAGAAAUCAGGGUAGAUAUUGUCAUUUCCACAAGGAUCACGGUCAUGAUACUGAAGAGUGCCUACAACUGAAGGAAGAGAUCGAGCGCCUCCUUAGGCGGGGGCUCCUGGGCAAAUAUGUGAAGGACAACAUGGGGAAGCAAAAAAUGGAGGACCGUCCCCCACCUAGGGCCGGAGCAAGGUUCAGCCAAAGCAUCGCUUUUGGAGAGGAAGAUUUGGUAGGCGUGGCGCACCCCCAUGAUGAUGCACUAGUAAUAGUAGGCAACAUAGCCGAUUUCGCCAUUAAGAGGAUGUUAGUUGAUGGAGGGAGCGUCGCAAAUGUUCUCAUAUGGGAUGCUUUUUUGGGCUUAAAAAUCUUCCAUGACAAGUUGAAGACGGUGACCACCUCCUUACAGGGCUUUGGAGGGGCCACAGUAAUUCUGGAGGGGACCGUAGACCUCUCUGUUACACUCGGUACUUAUCCGACCACUGUGGUAAUUGUGGCAAGCUUUUUAGCUAUCAAGACUCCCAUGGCCUACAAUGUGAUCUAUGGUCGACCAUUGCUGAAUGCAGUCGAGGCCAUCCCUUCAACCUACCACAAGGUCAUGAAAUUCCCGACCAACAGGGGUGUCGACUGUGUGCGAGGGGAUCAACAAGCGUCCAGAAAAUGUUAUGUCGACAGUAUAUCGAUCAAGGGAGCACCGUCGGUCAUGAUGCUGGAGGUUGAACCCCUAAAAGGGUGA